Molecule: messenger RNA, 3257 nt
Organism: Anoplophora glabripennis (Asian longhorned beetle)
Lineage: Eukaryota; Metazoa; Arthropoda; Insecta; Coleoptera; Cerambycidae
Exons: 14
Coding region: 122-2977 (951 amino acids)
Biological process (GO): carbohydrate metabolic process; proteolysis; chitin catabolic process
Cellular component (GO): extracellular region
Molecular function (GO): chitin binding; chitinase activity; serine-type endopeptidase activity
Source: RefSeq, a predicted model, not a curated record
GGAAGGCCAAGAUCAGUCCUUCUCCAUCUAUGAGGAGGAGCAAGACACAGUGUAAACAAACAUAGCUUGCAGUGGAAAUUUUUAUAUUAUGAAUCAGUGUUUUGUGUAGUUACAUAUAAUAAUGAAUUACAUCUCCUCUAUUUUUCUUGUAAGCAUAUAUUUACUUGUCGCUUCAGACCUUCAAAUAGCCUCCUGUGAGACCCAACAAACAACAUACUUAAGUCGAUAUAAUCGACAAACCGGAAAUGCUGGGAUCACAUGCGAACUACCAUUACACCCAGUUAGUGGUAAAUGGUCUAUUAUCAAUGGAGAUGGAAAACCAGGAGGUCAUGUAAGCAAGAACACUGUCUUGCGGUUUGAUUGUGACCCAGAGUACAAACUCUCAUCCCGUUCUUCUUUUCUAAUCUGCGACGAGAACUGGAAUUUGUCCAAGGUUCCAACUUGUGAAAGAAAAUGUCCAGCAAAGUACUCAACCUCGACCACCACCCUCAAAUGCGAAGACAAGUAUGGAAACGAAGUGACCUGCGACGAGGCAGUAGAUGGAACUUACCUAUCGUACACCUGUGCCCCCUUUUUCGAGACCCCCAUAGGCUACAAGAAGACCAUCCUCUGUAUAGACGGUACUUGGAAUUUUCCAAAUCCAAUCUGCCAACCAGUGUGCGGAAAAAUAAUUGAGAAAUCCACAAUACAGCUAGUAGUUGGAGGGACAAUAAAGGAACAAAGAGAAUAUCCUUGGGUUAUUGCUUUAUUCCAAAAAUUGGGAAAUGAGUUCAGCAAUAUAUGUGGUGCAACGUUAGUGAGCCAAAGGGUUGUUAUAACUGCUGCCCACUGCGUGACAAAUGAUUUUGGAGACAAACUACGUCCAGAAGAGUUCACGGUUGGCGCAGGAAAAUACUACAACAAAUUUCGUGAUCCUAGGGAUGUUCGAGUUCAAUACUCCGAGGUAGCACGAAUUGUGGUAAAAUCAGGAUAUAGAGGAGCACCUCAACGUUUCCUGGCAGACUUAGCCCUUCUUAUAACUAAAGAUUUGAUCACUAUAAAUGAAGUGGUCCAACCUGUCUGUUACCAAGAUUUACCCAACAUACAUCUCCAAGCAGGAAAAAUAGGAGCGAUAGCUGGAUGGGGAAAGACAGAAUCGGGUGAGCAACCAGACGAAUUAAGAACUCUUGAAAUUCCUUUCAAACAUCAAACGACCUGCGCCCAAGAGCUUCCUUCAGACUGGGCCCACAGGUUCAACACCAUCGAUAAGAUCUGUGCCGGAUUUUUUAACCAAAACAAAAGCGUUUGCACGGGGGACAGCGGUAGCGGACUGUACUUUAAAAACCCCGAAGACAACCGAUACUACAUCCACGGUGUAGUCAGCAUAGCUCCUGCAGAAAAGGGAGACUGCGACCCUCAGCAAAACUCUCUCUACACCAGUGUGGCUUACUAUUAUGAAUUUGUGGAUAGAGAAACCACCAAGCAGUACGUGCAGCAGUGUUCCCUACCCAUGUAUCCCAAUCACGGAAAGUGGGUGGUACCUAAGCAGGAUAGAAAACCCAGCGACAUUGUUCCAUCUAAUACUAUUUUGAAGGUGGAAUGUGAUGAGGGUUACGCAUUGUCUUCUAGUAAUGCUUUCAUAGACUGUCAGUCAGCACACGCCAUGCCACAAUGUGAAUUGUUGUGUCCAAAGCUGAAUUUACCGAAAGGCAGCAUCUACAAGUGCAACAACGAAAGAGGAGCGGAAAUAGAUUGCACCAAAGCUACGGACGGGAGCAGCAUCACCUACUCCUGUCCUGAAGGUUACAGAAGGGUACCUGGUGCCAGCAAAGUCGAAUUCUGUAAAAAAGGAUCUUGGAGAGGGCACAAACCCGAAUGUGUAGCAGACGAUGCUGAAAAACAAACCACUAACAUUGAACAAAAGAAGAUAGUGUGUACUUAUGCAAGUUGGUACGCAUUCGAUAAAGUACUUCCAGAAGAUUUGAACGCAACAUUAUGUACCCAUAUCGUAUAUUCUUUCGCUGGCUUUUUGGAGAAAGGAGACGUAAAGGCUCAAAAUGAAUUCUUUGAACUUGAUCGAGAUCAGACAGGUCUCUUCCGAAGAUUUACUGAUUUGAAGAAGAAAAACAAGGAUUUGAAGGUACUACUGAGCAUCGGCCGCACUGAUGGUACAGAUACCUCGCUUUUUUCUAAUAUGGCGAAUGAUGAGAGUACAAAAGCUACGUUUAUACAAAGUGCCUCCUCUUUUAUCGAAACUUAUAAUUUUGAUGGAAUGAAUAUAGAGUGGUUUUAUCCUAGGGACAAAGAUAAGGUGAGUUAUACAAAAUUGCUUCAGGAUCUUAGAAAGAAAUGCAAUGAAAAGGGAUGGCUUCUGACUGCUUCUGUUUACGCUAUUCUAGAUGAGACUGGAUACGAUGGUCCAGAAAUGAGUAAGGUUUUGGAUUUUAUAAUUAUAAGAACCUAUGAUUACUAUGGACCUUGGAGUCCCUACACAGGCCAAAACUCCGCUCUUUAUGCAUCACAGGUAGAAAGCAGUUGGGAAAAGAACAACCUAAAUAUAGAAGCAGGUGUGAUGAAUUGGUUAAAGCUUGGCGUAUCGAAAUCGAAGAUUGUUCUAACCAUCGCGUUUUACGGCAGGUCGUUCACUUUGAAAGACAAAAACCAAAAUGGGCUACACGCACCUUUCACAGGUGUUGGUUUAGGAGAUGGAUUCCUAAGAUAUUCAAAGAUGUGUACUAUCAAGAACUUCAACAACUGGACCUCAGUUUGGGACGAAGAGCAGAAGAGUAUAUACUCGUACAAUGAGGACCAAUGGAUUGGACAUGAGAGCAAGGACACUGUUAGGAUAAAGGCUGCUUAUGCCAAAGACAACGGACUGUUAGGAGUAAACGUUUGGCCUAUCGACGGAGAUGACAUCUACGGAAAAUGUGGGACAAAGCAUAUAUUACUGAAGCACGUUCACAUAGGCCUAGGAAAUUUAAGCUUUGACGACCAGUGAUAAUCAUUUUUGUUAAUAUUAAAUAGAAGCUUGCAUUCACAGUUAUUAUUCGAAUUAUUUAAAAUAAAUAUAUUUACAAUUUAGAAUAACGUUAUUAGUAAAAUUUUAAUUGAAGCAUUUGGGGAAAUUUCUGUGGUCUUAAUGUACAGUGCUAUUAAUAGCAAUUUGAGACACAUUUCCUAUCUGCUUAAUAGUCGGGGAGUCAGGGUAAUUAUGUUGGAUGUUCAUUUUAUACAGAAUUUUGUAAUCGGUAAGUAAUGGAAUACUUAAGAUAACCAUA